AUGAAAGCCAUAUGGCGCACUGACAAGGCUCAAGCUUUGGGAGCAGAUAAUGCUCAUACGACUGACGCCAUAAUAUUUAAAAAUAACCACAAGUAUGAAAGAGAAAACUGCCUGUGUUACUAUAAAGGUAAACUUUGUAAUGAAUGCGUAGAGAACUUUCGUAUAGAGAAGCCAUUCAACUGUGAAAUUUUCCUUAAGGCUUUCCCUUCCAAAAACGUUCUAGCAAGGCAUAUCAAAGUACAUACAAGGGAGAAGCCAUACAGCUGCGAGAACUGCAGCAAGGUCUUCCCAGAAAAAGGUCACCUGGCAACACAUAUGAGAGUACAUACAAAAGAGAAGCCAUACAGCUAUGAGGUUUGCAACAAGGCCUUCUCACAUAAAUCUAAUCUAGUUAUCCACAUGAGAGUACACACAAAAGAGAAGCCGUUUGAAACAAAGGCCUUGUUACAGGUGAGAAGAGAUAAGGUUGAGAAUUUGUUUUCUCAGAGUAUAAUGUAUGGUCUCGAACUGGAACUUGGAGGUGAGAUGCACGGUCUUGCGGCAUUUUGGAUUAUGGUUCAGCUGCUACUCUAA
Molecule: messenger RNA, 573 nt
Organism: Penaeus indicus
Lineage: Eukaryota; Metazoa; Arthropoda; Malacostraca; Decapoda; Penaeidae
Product: zinc finger protein 569-like
Exons: 4
Coding region: 1-573 (190 amino acids)
Biological process (GO): regulation of DNA-templated transcription
Molecular function (GO): RNA polymerase II cis-regulatory region sequence-specific DNA binding; DNA-binding transcription factor activity, RNA polymerase II-specific
Source: RefSeq, a predicted model, not a curated record